This is a messenger RNA of Volvox carteri f. nagariensis, 1039 nucleotides long. RefSeq lists its product as uncharacterized. The transcript has 4 exons. The coding region runs from base 137 to 718 and encodes 193 amino acids. The record is from RefSeq and is a predicted model, not a curated record. NCBI's taxonomy places the organism in Eukaryota, Viridiplantae, Chlorophyta, Chlorophyceae, Chlamydomonadales, Volvocaceae.
CAGAUUUUGAAGCUUUCCCUGGCGUAAGCCCUUUGCGGUAUUUGUCAAGCUGUCAAGCUGCAUCGGGUUUAGCACGAGCUAAUAUCUUGCUCACUCGGCCACAGUGCAUCUUAACAAGUAUUAACCUAUCUGUGACAUGGCUCGUGAGGCUUUCGUGGACGACGUCCAUAGCAUGAAGGUCCUGUAUCAGGAAUACACCAAACGCAACGAUAUAGACGACGUGGCUGGUGUAGAGCAGGAUAUACGGGAUGCCAUGCAUAAGUGCUCGAUGAAAGAGGCGGACGUGCAGCAGACCAUAAAAGACCUAUCCAGGCAAGCUCGCGAGCUUGAGGAGGCGGCAACUUAUCCGCACAGGGAGGGGUUUCAUUUGCAACGCGUAGCGGCUCUGGAGCGUCAAAUCGACAGUGCUAAGCGCAUGAUAGACGAUAUGGACAUGGAGGCCAGGACUGCAGAACAGCAGUGCGAAGAGAUCGACGUCCGGAUGCGGGCCGCUAUGGCUUCUGCGCGUGAGCUAGCAGCCGCGAGCAGCUCCGAGGCGGCCAACCUGAUGAGCGAGCUGUCAAUGUACAAGCACAUUACUGGCGUGACGUGGUGGCCAGGAAAGUCCACCAUCUCCGGCACCGUCUCCGACGCCAAGACCGGUGACAUCCGUAUGUUUGACUUUGACCAGGACAUUGAUAAAGUUGAGCUGGUGAACAAACUCUGGGAGCUCCUAUGAUCGCACGCCCGGCAAGCGACUGUGCGUUGUGUACAACACCGCACAGCCUCCUCUUUAUUGUAGGGUUACUGACUGUAUGGGGAUUCUGAGUACUGCACACAAGCCGCAUAAGCGGCCGGUAUGUGCAAUCAUCUCCAUAACCACAAGGCAAGGUUUAUCUCCCUUGCGGUACUAUUGUAUCUGUGUAGACGUGAUCAGGAGCCCAACUUUGCGCUUUGCAAGUGAAUCGUCGUACAUCAAUCUUCGUGCAAUUUGUUGAUUGCGUCAGGCAUACUGGUGUUGUAGAUGGAUAAUACCUGAUGCUUGUAAUUUUGCUGGUCG